GUCUUCUUCAAGUGAGAUAAUAAACAUAGCGAAACCAUUGCUUGUUUUCAUGCGGUGAAAUAUAUGAAUGCUUAGCUUGGUGUGAUCUUGAAGAUUUGGCAGAUACUGUUGAAAGUGGACUGAAGCAGAGAUAUUUGAUUUUUUUUUUGUUGCCCUUUCUCUUGUGGAAAGGGUUAGAUCCACAAGUGGAAGAGGCUUCAUUUCCUCUGUCUGUUUCUUGAGAAACAUUGACUCAGUGAUUUGACAAAAAGAAGGAUAGGUUAGAGUUAUUGGAAAGAGAGGAAAAAGUGUAUCUCUUUGGAUCCUUUGGAGAUUUCAGCCUAAAUUAUUGAAAGCCUACAAUGAGUUUUGGAUUCAUAUAGCUUCAAAAAGCUGGUGUGGAAUCUCAAAAGAGGGAGUUUUGUGGCUGAGGGCUUUGUUUUUAUGUUUUGAAGUUAAUGUGAUUCAGUGAGAAGGAAGUGGUGAGUGAGAGGUCUUGUCAUGUCUACAAGUUUUGUAUCCAUCUGCAACUCAAGCUGUGUGUUUGGUUUGGUCUUGUCUUGAUGUCCAACUUGCCUUAAUAAUGCAUUCAUCAUUACAAAAUCUCUACAGGUUUCAGUAGAAAUCAAUCUUCUUGAAAGAGAGAGAGAGGAAUCUAGAGAAUAGUUAUUUCAUUUGAGUUUUAAAAUGAUCAGAAGAAAGCGGGAGAAGAUACCAAGUUCUAAUGGGACUGAGAAGGUUCUUGUUGCUGUUAAAGCAUCUAGGGAGAUUUCAAAGACAGCAUUGGUUUGGGCUUUGACACAUAUUGUUCAUCCUGGAGACUGCAUAACUCUUGUUGUUGUUGUCACUUCUCACAAUGCUGGUCGAAAGCUUUGGACUCUCCCUAAGUUUGCUGGAGACUGUGCAAGUGGUCAUAGGAAACCACAUUCUGAUGCAAUCCCUGAGAUAAAAAGUGACCUCACUGAUACUUGUUCUCAAAUGAUUCUCCAGCUUCAUGAUGUCUAUGACCCAAACAAGGUUAAUGUUAGGAUCAAAAUUGUUUCUGGAUCACCAUGUGGAGCUGUUGCAUCUGAGGCCAAGGAAUCACAAGCAACUUGGGUAGUUCUGGAUAAGCACCUUAAGCAAGAAGUGAAGCGGUGCAUUGAUGAGCUACAAUGUAACAUUGUGGCCAUAAAGCGUUCUCAAGCAAAAGUUCUGCGGUUCAACUUGGUCGGUUCACCAACAACAAAAGAUGCAGUGAAAGAGAACAAAAGCAGGUUGUUAGGUUCUGUUGGAGCAGUAGUUACAACUCCUUUUAGCAGUCCUGAGGUUGGCACACCAUUCACUGGUACAGAAGCUGGGACUUCAUCAGUGGCUAGCUCUGACCUUGGAACAUCAUCGCCUAUUUUCACAGUGGAAGUGAAAAAAGAUGAUGCUAAUGCUGCUCAAGAAACCAAGAUUUCAAGUAGGAGUGAUUCUGAGACUAGUGGAAACAUAAGAGGAGCAGUUUCGCUAUCACGAAAUGCUCCUCCUGUUCCACCUCCUCUCUGCUCUAUCUGUCAGCACAAAGCACCUGUAUUUGGAAAACCACCGAGGUUUUUCUCUUACAAAGAGUUAGAGCUUGCAACAAAAGGUUUUUCACAGUCUAACUUCUUGGCAGAAGGAGGGUUUGGAUCUGUUCAUAGAGGUGUGUUACCUGAAGGCCAGAUUGUAGCGGUAAAGCAACACAAACUAGCUAGUACUCAAGGAGAUGUAGAGUUCUGCUCUGAAGUAGAGGUUUUGAGCUGUGCUCAGCACAGAAACGUGGUUAUGCUAAUUGGUUUCUGCAUUGAAGAAAGCAGAAGACUAUUAGUUUAUGAAUACAUAUGCAAUGGAUCAUUAGACGGUCAUCUAUACGGUCGCCAUAAGGAUACUUUGGAGUGGCCUGCAAGGCAGAAAAUAGCGGUUGGAGCGGCUAGAGGUCUUAGAUAUCUUCAUGAAGAGUGUAGAGUGGGAUGCAUUGUUCACAGAGACUUAAGGCCUAACAAUAUACUAAUCACUCAUGACUACGAACCACUGGUUGGAGACUUUGGUUUAGCGCGGUGGCAACCUGAUGGAGAGCUCGGUGUAGACACACGCAUAAUAGGAACUUUCGGUUACUUAGCUCCAGAGUAUACUCAAAGUGGACAGAUCACAGAGAAAGCUGAUGUUUACUCAUUUGGGGUUGUACUAAUCGAGCUAAUCACGGGUCGUAAAGCCAUGGAUAUCUCCAGACCAAAAGGACAACAAUGUUUAAGUGAAUGGGCUAGGUCUAGAUUAGAAGAGUAUGCGGUUGAAGAGCUGGUUGAUCCAAAGCUGGAGAAGAGAUAUUCAGAAACAGAAAUCAUUUGUAUGAUUUAUACUGCUUCAUUGUGUAUACGCAGAGAUCCACAUUUGCGUCCUCGUAUGUCUCAGGUACUGCGUUUACUGGAAGGAGAUAUGGUAGUGAAUGAGAGGUUUAGUGGAAGAUUAUCGACUGAGAGAAGUCAGAGAUCAGUGAGAUAGUUAUGUACUAGUGAUGAUGUUAAUGACUAAAUAAUGUAAUUAACCAACAAAACACGUUGUCAAUAAACUGUUCUUAUGUCUCUCAGUCGCACAAAACUAUUUAUGUUAUCAUCGAGUGAGAUAAGUCAGAGAUUAGUGAUAAUCUUGUACUAAUGAUGAUGUUAAUGAU
Brassica oleracea var. oleracea is the source of this 2650-nucleotide messenger RNA. RefSeq names its product inactive protein kinase SELMODRAFT_444075. Lineage: Eukaryota; Viridiplantae; Streptophyta; Magnoliopsida; Brassicales; Brassicaceae. Gene Ontology annotation, biological process: protein phosphorylation. Bases 667 to 2481 code for a protein of 604 amino acids. The transcript is spliced from 10 exons. The record is from RefSeq and is a predicted model, not a curated record. Gene Ontology annotation, molecular function: protein tyrosine kinase activity; ATP binding.